Molecule: messenger RNA, 2527 nt
Organism: Cucurbita pepo subsp. pepo (vegetable marrow)
Lineage: Eukaryota; Viridiplantae; Streptophyta; Magnoliopsida; Cucurbitales; Cucurbitaceae
Product: serine/threonine protein phosphatase 2A 55 kDa regulatory subunit B beta isoform
Cellular component (GO): protein phosphatase type 2A complex
Molecular function (GO): protein phosphatase regulator activity; protein binding
Source: RefSeq, a predicted model, not a curated record
CAAAAGUUUAUUGAAAAGGAAAAACCCGGCAUUGAAGAGCUACACACAGGGGAGUGUCUUCUUUGGUUCUUCAAGCCCAACGAACGGUUUGCCCAGACUCUGUUUCGAUCCCAUUAAUUUUUCAUAUAACUGCAUGUUCUAGAUUCUCAUCUUCAACGGAGAAGAAAUUCAGGAACCGAGUGUUUCAAGUUUCUCACAGGGAGUUUGCGCAUUCCCUUGCUCGAAUAUGGCUUAAUCGGGAUUCUACCGGAUUCUUUUUUCGCCUUUUUUGUUUUCUGGAUGAGUGUUUGAGCUGUGGUUAUGUGAACUCAGAGCGAUCGGUUGAUGCUGUGAUUGGAUUUGGUGAAUUCUUUUUUUUUUUUUUUUCCCUUUUAUAUCUGGGUUAGUUGGAUUAGUAUCCCGGAGAUAUGAAAGGUGGUGAUGAAGCUAUGGCAGCUCCGGUGGCCUCCUCACAGCCUCUGGAGUGGAAAUUCUCGCAGGUGUUUGGCGAACGUACCGCUGGCGAGGAAGUACAGGAAGUUGAUAUUAUUUCAGCAAUUGAAUUUGAUAAGACGGGCGACCAUCUGGCUACUGGCGAUCGAGGUGGUCGAGUGGUUCUUUUUGAGAGGACGGAUAGAAAAGAUAACGGAGGAUCGAGAAAGGACUUGGAGAAAAUGGACCAUUCAGUUAGUAGGCAUCCUGAGUUCCGUUAUAAAACAGAGUUCCAGAGCCAUGAACCAGAGUUUGACUAUCUCAAGAGCUUGGAGAUAGAGGAGAAAAUUAACAAAAUCAGAUGGUGUCAAACAGCCAAUGGAGCUCUCUUUCUAUUGUCUACUAAUGACAAAACCAUCAAGUUUUGGAAGGUGCAAGAAAAGAAGAUCAAGAAAAUAUCCAGCAUGAACGUGAAUGCGUCCAAAGCUGUUGGCAGUGAAUGCAUAGCUAGUUCAAGUAUUUCAAGGAAUUCUACACAUCUUCUAAAUGGAGGCUCCUGUGAUGGAGUUUAUAAUCAUCCAAGCAAUGACUUAUUGGGGGCCAUUUCAUCACUACGUCUACAGGUAACUAGCCAUGAGUCGAGCCUUCUCGCUAGAUGUCGUAGAGUAUACGCCCAUGCUCAUGAUUAUCAUAUCAACUCUAUCUCAAAUAACAGUGAUGGCGAAACUUUUAUAUCGGCUGAUGACCUGCGGAUAAAUCUAUGGAACUUGGAAAUUUGCAAUCAAAGUUUCAACAUUGUUGACGUGAAGCCUACUAACAUGGAGGAUUUAACUGAGGUGAUUACAUCUGCUGAGUUUCAUCCUACGCAUUGUAACACACUAGCAUAUAGCAGUUCAAAAGGCUCAAUCCGCCUAGUUGAUUUGCGGCAGUCAGCAUUAUGUGAUUCCCAUGCCAAAUUAUUUGAGGAACCUGAGACACCUGGUUCUAGAUCAUUUUUCACUGAGAUAAUUGCUUCAAUAUCAGACAUUAAAUUUGGGACAGAUGGAAGAUAUAUAUUAAGUCGUGAUUACAUGACUCUUAAGUUAUGGGACAUCAACAUGGAUUCUGGUCCCUUCGCAUCCUUUCAAGUUCACGAACAUUUAAGACCCAAGCUUUGUGAUUUAUAUGAAAAUGAUUCAAUCUUUGACAAGUUUGAGUGUUGUCUGAGUGGUGAUGGAUCACGUGUAACUACGGGAUCCUACAGCAAUUUAUUCCGAGUUUUUGGUUGUUCUCCGGGAAGCAAUGAGGCAACGACUUUGGAAGCUAGCAAGAAUCCCACCAGGAGACAAGUGCAGACCCCUUCAAGACCUUCGAGAUCACUUAGUAGUAGCUUUACAAGAGUUGUCAGACGCGGAGGAUCCGAGAGCCCAGGGGCUGAUGCAAAUGGCAACCCUUUUGAUUUCACAACUAAGCUGCUGCACCUAGCAUGGCAUCCGGCUGAAAAUUCAAUUGCCUGCGCUGCCGCAAACAGCUUGUAUAUGUACUAUGCAUAAGAAGAGGGGCUGAGAAUCAAAUGACAUCACCUGCUUGACCGUUCUGACUUUUGUCGAUAAAAUUUCUACCCUUUCCCGCCACCCAUAACCACAGAAGCUACUUCGAUCGAGUUCCAUACGCCUACGAUAUCAGUGCAUACUUCUAUUACUGCAGCGGCCAAAAUUUUCACAAGAAAACAUGUUGUUUAUGUUCCUCAGGUGUGCAACAUUCCUUUCAACCCUAUAAUUCUCUUUUCAUUUCCAUCGUAAUCCUUUCUUUUCUCCCAAAAGAGAAGAGAUUUAUUCUGUUCCAUAUUUUGUUGUGUUGAACUUGGGGAAAUUCUGAUUGUAGCUCCCCUGCAACAAAACUGAAGCUGUUGCUCUUCUUCCGCUAGGUUCGAGAUUAACAAAUGUAGUUUUUUUAGUUAACUUCUAAUAGUUUCGGUGAGAAGAAGCUGUUAAAUCUUGCAUUUCAUCAAAUUAUUUUUUCAAUUGAUUCAUUGUCACUCUCAGAAAUUACUUUCAGGAUGUUUUUAACUUAUUACUGUAGUUUUCUGUAAAGAACAGUUAUAUUGAAUGUAGCCUACAUAGCUGCUAUUUCUAAC